AUGCAGAGAGAAAGAGAGGUAAAGGAGAGUAAACUAAAGGAGGAGAAGGAGAGGAGAGAAGAGCUUGAUAAAAAUAUGCAGGAUUCUCUGAAGAAGAUGGAGGGAGAGAUUCAGCAGCAUGAAGGAGAAAUUAGGCAUUUAAAUGAGAGAACAACAGAACUGGAGAGGAGGAUGAAAGAAGAGAGGGAUGAGCAAAAGAGGAGAGAGAUGGAGAGCGAGUUAAAGAGAGAAACAGCCCUCAGAGAGGAGAUGGAGGGAAAGCUGAAUAGAGUGAAAGAAAAGAGAGAACGAGAGAGGAGAGAGAUGGAGAAAAGACACAGAGAGGAGAUGGAGGAGAUGAGAGAGAGCUUUGAGAGAGAGGCCAAGGUUGAAGCAGAGACAAACCUCAUGAAGAUCAUCCUGCCUCAACUACAGAGAAACAUCAGCAUCACCAAGGAGAAGAUGGAGGGAGAGUUCAACAGAAGGAUGGAGGAGAAAAAACGAGUAAUAGAGAAACUGAGACAGCGUCUGAAUGAGAGAGAGUCCGAAAUAGAGGAUGAGAGGGAGAGAAACAGAGAGAUGGAGAGACUGAGGCAGCAGCUGGAAGAGAGAGAGUCAGCGUGGGAGAAUGAGAGGGAAGCCAUCCAGAGACUCAGUACAGACCUGCUCACAGCAGCCACUCCUGAACACAUCAGCCAAUCAGGGCACUGA
This is a messenger RNA of Engraulis encrasicolus (European anchovy), 690 nucleotides long. RefSeq lists its product as uncharacterized. Bases 1 to 690 code for a protein of 229 amino acids. The transcript has a single exon. Lineage: Eukaryota; Metazoa; Chordata; Actinopteri; Clupeiformes; Engraulidae. The record is from RefSeq and is a predicted model, not a curated record.